AAUUCACUCUCCACAACAAACACUACCAAACGAUCCAAACCCUACCCACUGCCCAAUUUUUUAAUCCCUAAAUCUUCUCCAAAACUAUGCAUCUUCUCUUAAUGGGCUUAAUAUUGUUAUGUAUUUCGUGAUUUAAGAGGAAUUGUAUGAUCGCCGGAAAUGGCGUCCGCAUGUGUAAACAAUAUCGGAAUGUCGCCGGAGAAGACUUUCCUGGACUGUUCUCCGGCUAAGUAUCCGUCGUAUGGAUGGUCGAACCCGAGAAUCUCGUUCAGUCGUCAGAUUCCCGAUAAAGAAGCGUCAAAAGUCACCGGAGCUACACAUUCAGCCGCAUCGGAGAAUGUAGCCCUGGAGAAGCCGGAAGAAUCCGACCCAAAUGUCUCGGGAAAUGACUUCGUGGAUUUUGAGUUCCGACUAGAGGAUCCGGUCAUCAUGCUUCCAGCCGACGAGCUCUUCUCUGACGGAAAGCUUGUACCUUUACAUGUCUCUACGAUCCGACAUUCAAUGACGGCUGUACCAAUUUCGUCUGAGGUUAAAUUGCCCGACUCACCUAAACUUCGCCGGACAAAUGAGAAUUCCGUCACGGAUCCGUACUUACUUUCACCAAAAGCUCCUAGGUGUUCGAGCCGCUGGAAGGAGCUCUUAGGGUUGAAAAGAAUCUCUCAAAACAGCUGCGCAAAAAACGAGGAAAGCAAAACGACGCCGUCACUGUCAUGCAAACAUAACAAAAACGGUGCCAGAAGCUUGAAACACUUCCUUCAGCGAAGCUCAAAGUCAUCAUUGAACGCAUCCAUAGAUUCAUCUUUAAGCCUCCCACUGCUAAAGGAUUCGGACUACGAAUCUGUCUCGAUUUCUUCUCGGCUCUCCCUUUCUUCUUCCUCUUCAUCAGGCCACGAACAUGAUGAUCUUCCAAGGCUUUCCCUCGAUUACGAUAAACCAGGUAUGAGUCAUCGUAAGUCCCGUAUUCAUUCCAGAGUCCGUGUUUUGAACGCUCCGGCGAGUAGAGUGGGACGGAGCACAAUGCGGAGUGCCCCUGAAGCAACUGUACCAGUCCGUGGAGUCUCCGUCGACAGUCCUCGGAUGAAUUCCUCUGGAAAAAUCGUUUUCCAAAGCUUGGAGAGAAGUUCAAGCAGUCCAAGUAGUUUCAACGGUGGGCCCAGAUAUAAAUACAGAGGAAUGGAGAGGUCAUAUUCAGCUAAUGUCCGCGUCACUCCGGUUCUCAAUGUACCAAUUUGUUCACUUCGAGGGUCUUCGAAAUCUGGAGUUUUUGGUUUUCCAUUAUUUUCUUCACAACAGAGAAAAGAAGGUGGUUGUAGCAGCAACAAUGGAGGUGGAAACAAGGGACACGGUCACAUCAAGAGCCGCACAGAUCGAACUUGAGAGAGUAAAUUUUGGCAAUAGUUAAACCUCUUUUUUUGUCCACUCACUUGAAUUUUAGGUUCUGUUAUGCUUUUUUCAAAUUCAGUCAGGCAAUAGUGCAUAACAUUUUGAAGGUGGUUGGGUUCAUUCAAUUUGGUGCUGCUUCUGUGACAAAAUUUAGUUCAAAUCUUCUACUGCAUGUACAUAAUUGAAUCAGGGUUUUCCUUUAAUUCUUGUUCAUCUUUCCUUUUGAUAAUUCUGACUCCAAUAAUAGAUUUUCCUUCCA
This is a messenger RNA of Olea europaea var. sylvestris, 1642 nucleotides long. RefSeq lists its product as uncharacterized. Bases 160 to 1377 code for a protein of 405 amino acids. The transcript has a single exon. Lineage: Eukaryota; Viridiplantae; Streptophyta; Magnoliopsida; Lamiales; Oleaceae. The record is from RefSeq and is a predicted model, not a curated record.